This is a messenger RNA of Eremothecium cymbalariae DBVPG#7215, 423 nucleotides long. It is a transcript of the gene VPS55, whose product is annotated as Vps55p. Gene Ontology annotation, biological process: late endosome to vacuole transport via multivesicular body sorting pathway. The transcript has 2 exons. The record is from RefSeq and is a predicted model, not a curated record. Lineage: Eukaryota; Fungi; Ascomycota; Saccharomycetes; Saccharomycetales; Saccharomycetaceae. The coding region runs from base 1 to 423 and encodes 140 amino acids. Gene Ontology annotation, cellular component: Vps55/Vps68 complex; endosome.
AUGGGUAUAACGGUUUCUCCACUGACUAAGGUUAUAUGCCUAAGUGGUUUGCUCGCUACAGGGUUUCUUCUCGUGAUUCUAUCCUGUUCAUUAUAUCACAACUACUAUCCUCUUAUUGAUUUUCAGGUAUUUAUUUUGGCACCUAUCCCUAAUGCAAUUUCCAGUCGAUCAAACUAUGAUGGACAUGACUUUAUGAAUGACAGAGUCAAGAGCGCUCAGGACUUAAGACAGUUUUUCACAGGUUUACUAGUGGCGAGUGGUAUAAUCAUGCCAUUAGUGUUUCAGCACGCUCAGAUAAUCAACAAGGUAAGUUGCGUGAUGUCUAUUCUAGGUGGGCUUAUUGUUUAUUCCUCGAUGGUGAUCUUUGGCUGGUUUUUCACAGGCAGCUGGGAAGAUGAUGAAGAUGCAUUAUUCAGUUAUUGA